AUGGCUAGAUUACAAUCAAAUUUUGAUUUAAUAUCAUCAUAUUGUCAACCAACAUUUAAUAUUGAAAAAUAUCAAUCAAAACAAACGGGGAUGAAAUUAUAUCAUAUUAAUGUACCGCUACCUUUAAUUAAACUUGAGAUAUGUGUACAAACAAAACCAUAUGAUGAUACUGGUUGUGCACAUACAUUAGAACAUCUAAUUUUUAUGGGUAGUCGUAAUUAUCCUCAACAAGGUUAUCUUGAUUAUAUUUCUGCACAACAUUAUUGUUUGGGUACAAAUGCUACAACAUAUCGUGAUAUGACAACUUAUGAAUUAACAACUGUUAAUUAUCAGUCUUUAUCUACACUUCUUCCUGUUUAUCUUGAUCAUAUAUUUUAUCCAUUAUUAUUAAAUGAUUGUUAUUUAACUGAAGUGCAUCAUAUAUCCGGUGAGACAGGUGAUGAUGCUGGUGUUGUUUAUAGUGAAAUGCAAGCAAGUGAAAAUCAACCAGAUGAAAUUCUUUUAUAUUCUAUACUACGUGAGUUAUGGUCAGAUGAAUUACCAUAUCAUUAUGAAUGUGGUGGUCGUCUUGAAUCCAUACGUAAUGAAUUAACAUUAGAUAAAAUAAAAAUAUUUCAUCAAAAAUUUUAUACACCAAAUAAUGUUGCUAUUAUUUUAUGUGGUGGUGGUAUAAAUGUCAAUGAAAUAUUACAAAUAUUAAAUAAAUUUGAACAAGAAAAUUUUUUUCAAUAUGAUAAUCGUCAAAAACUUUCUAAUGAAUAUUCAUUAGAUGAAAAUCAAAGAAAAAAAACAAAAUUACAUGAUGAUAAAUUUCCUUUUAUACAAAUUAAAUCAGCAAGUUUUGAUGAUAAUUCUACUUUUAUUCAUUCAAAUAUAAAAACUAAUGUACAAUCUAUUGAUACAACCAAAUUAUCAGUUCAAUCAACUACAAAUGAAACUAAUGAAUCAUCAUUUUGUGAUUCAGAAUUAAUGGUGUCACGUGGAGAGUCAUCUAGUCCAUCAUCACCAAAUUCAUUAUUACAGGCAAGUGAAACAGAUAGUUCAAUAUUUCAACGUAAUAUGAAUGAAUAUAAAGAAGUUUGUUAUCCAGUUGAUGAUAAUGAUGAAAAUUUAGGACAAGUUGCAUUUGGUUAUCGAUUAGAAUCAAUUUAUGAAAUGGAAAUUUAUACAGCACUUGAUGUUCUAUUAACAACAUUAUUUGAUGAAGAUAUUUCAAUUUUUUAUAAAGAAUUUAUUGAAUUACCAAAUACAUUAUGUUCAUCAAUUGAUCACGAUUGGUUUAAUUAUCCGCAAAGAGUCUUAACGAUUACAUUUGAAGGUGUUGAAAUUGAUGAUUUAACAAUGGUUGCUGAUAAAUAUUCAUCUGUACUUUAUUCAAUUCUUAAUUCUCAAAUAGAAAAUGAUCAAUUCUAUACACAAGUACAACGAAAUAUAAAAAAGAAAAUUGAAUUACAUUUAAAUGAAAUUGAAUCUGAACCAUUCGGUUAUCUUACUGAUUUAUGUUGUUUAGAUCAUAUAUCAGAAUUAUCUCUGUCAAAUAUAAAGAAUGAAAAUGAUAAUGAACAACAUUUAUAUAAAUUUUUACAAAAUCAAAAAUAUUUAGAAAAUUUAUUGAAUCGUCCACUUCCGUAUUGGCAUGAACUUAUUAAAAAAUAUCUGUUAGAAUGGGAUUCAUCGAAAAAAACUGUUAUUUUACUCAAGCCAAGUUAUGAAUUAUUAGUUGAACAACAAGAACAAGAAGAACAACGAAUAGCUGAACGUCUUAAUUUACUUAAUUCAAAGGGUCUUCAAAAAUUAAAAAAUGAACUUGAUCAAGCUCGUUCAAAUAAUAAACAAUCAUCAUCUCAAUGUGCUAAUAUUUCAAAUCCAUCAAUUCCAUUUCAUAAUCAAUUACAUCUACCACAAAUAGAAUAUUAUUCUAAUAAAGAUCAAAUUGAUCUUUUUCAUAGUCCAACAAGUCAUUUUAUUAGAUAUACUUUACAUAUUCCAUUAAAAGAUUUACCUCUAGAUCUUCAAUUAUAUCUUCCACUUUUUUCUAAUUUACUUUUUCAUACAUCUAUUCAAUAUGAAAAUAUUCACUUAGAUAAAUACAAUUUUUGUGAACUUAUUUCUCGUGAUAUUCUUAGUUAUAGUGUAUCCAAUGGUCAAUCAUCGUCAUCACCUAUACAAUCAAGAUAUGUUUAUACUCAUUAUUUUGAUACUUUUAUUAUAUCUUUACAAUCAAUAAGUAAUGAUGAAAUUUAUAAAAAUACAAUUGAUUAUUUUCGUUAUGUACUUUAUGGAACAAUAUUUAAUGAUUAUAAAAUAAUAAUUGAAGAAUGUGAAAAACAAUUAAAACAUCUUAUUGAAGCAUUACAAGAUGGUCAUACAAUUCAUGAAGCAUAUUUUAAUUGUUUAAUUAAUUCAACGAAUUUAAAUAAUUAUUAUCAUCAAAUGAAUAUUUUUUUACAAAAAAAUCUAUUUGAAAAAAUUUGUAAACAACCUGAUAAAUAUAAAAAUGAAAUUAUAUCAAAACUUGAACGUAUUCGAUUAUUUCUAUUGAAAAAUUUAUCUCAAAUGCAUUUUAGUAUAUGUGGAAAUAUGGAAUUAAUUGAAGGAAAUUGGCAUAUUAUUGAACAAUUUAUGAAUGAAAGUAAAUUAAAAAGUCAAAUAGAAAUUGAAAAUAACCAAAUAAAAGGAAAAAACGUUUCAACAGAAUCACCCGCUACAAUUAUUGGUACUCCACAUGAAGAAUCAGGUUAUGUCCUUCGAUGGACACGUCUUUCAAUAAGUCCAAAAGAUUUUGUUUCACUUUUAAUCUUUUCAAAUUAUCUCGAUAUGGAAAAUGGUCCACUUUGGACAGCAUGUCGUACAAAUGGUUAUUCAUAUGGUGUUGCAUUUGAUUUUGAUUUCGAAACAAAUCUUAUUCUUCUAUCAAUAAAUCAAUGUUCUCAAUUAAAAUUAGCUUAUACAAGUGCUUUAGAAACACUUAAAAAUAUUGUUGAACAUAAAACAUCCUUAGAUUCACAACGAAUGAAUGCUGCACGUAAUUUAACAAUUUGUAUGUUGACAGAACAUUUAGCAACAUUAGGUCGUGUAACAAGUGUUUGUAUUCGUUCAUAUCUUAAUACAUAUUCAAUUGAUAAAUAUCAAAAUUUAUUAAAUGAAAUUAAUUCAUUUACUUAUAAUGAAGAUAUAUUAUUGAAAAUAAUUGAAAAAUAUUUAUCACCAUUAAUUAAUGAUAAUCAAUCAUCAACAUUAAUACUUGUGAAUACAAAUAAAAUGAAAGAAACACAAGAAUUUCUUCAAAAAGAACAUAAUAUUAAAAAUGUUAUAUUAAUUAAAGAUGUUGUGAAAUAUUUAUGUCGAUAG
Messenger RNA from Rotaria sp. Silwood1, 3351 nucleotides. The record is from the annotation of a GenBank genome assembly. NCBI's taxonomy places the organism in Eukaryota, Metazoa, Rotifera, Eurotatoria, Philodinida, Philodinidae.